AUGGCCACUUUCUCAUCUUUCUCCUCUCCGCCCUCAAGUCCUUCACCGUAUGAUGCACCCCCAUCAUAUGGCAACUGCCCGCGCACAAAAACCAUCACAGAGCUCGCCAAAGUCCUGGACGAGCACCGAGUAGCCCUUGUCAGAGGCCCCCCAUCCGCCGGCAAAACAACCCUCGCAAGGCUCCUCCAAAGCUACUACACCAGUCGCGAAGAACCCGUCGUCUUCCUCACUGGCUGGCCCCACAAAACCGUCGACCCACCAAUAUACCUCUACGAGAAAUGUAAGGAAACCGGUUACGAGGUCGACUACAUGACCCUCCAGUACUCAAAUAUCACUUUUAUCAUUGACGAAGCGCAGCAAUCGUACAGCGAUGAAGCGCUGUGGCGGGGUUUGAUCAAGUCGCAGAGCGGCUGCCAGAGCGGCGCGAGGAUCUGUUUGUUUGCGUCGUAUGGGAACCCAGUCAUGGGGACGCCCGAGGGACCGGGGGGUCCGCCUGUGCAUUUUGAAUCAGAGCAGCGGGUUUCACUGCUGAGGUACCAUGCAUCACAUGGCCCGCAUUCCAAUAAUCUCGGGCUGUUUUAUACGCUAGAGGAAUUUGAGUAUGUGCUGCUGCUGUGGUCGGCGGUUAAUGAGGUUGAGAUUGCGCCGGUUGCGAGGAAAGUUCUCUAUUAUGUGACAGGUGGGCAUCCAGGGGCGGUUGAAUCGCUGGUGGCAUAUAUAUUGGCAUAUUACCACACCGAAGUAGAAAACGGCAGCAUCAAAACAAUCACAGAAAAGCAUCUAGUGGAUUGUCUACAAGACGGACCCAAUCUCUUCGCUUCCCUCCAAACAACUGUCUUCUUCCGAUCCUUCCCAACCUCACAACAACUUGCAUUCGCUCCCGCCGCUGCAACCGCGCUUCGUCGAAUAAUCCAAGAAGGAACAGUCCCAUGCGACUUGGACGAUUCCGGCAUUGAACUCUGCUUUAAGAGAGGCUGGGUGCACGCGGAUUAUACGCACAGUUCUCCAGCCGGGGUUGACAAUCUGGUUUGCUUUUUGCCGACGAGGUUGCAUGUGAAGUGA
Aspergillus ruber CBS 135680 is the source of this 1062-nucleotide messenger RNA. RefSeq lists its product as uncharacterized. The record is from RefSeq and is a predicted model, not a curated record. The transcript is spliced from 3 exons. Bases 1 to 1062 code for a protein of 353 amino acids. NCBI's taxonomy places the organism in Eukaryota, Fungi, Ascomycota, Eurotiomycetes, Eurotiales, Aspergillaceae.